Ananas comosus (pineapple) is the source of this 1206-nucleotide messenger RNA. Its product is annotated as protein G1-like4. Gene Ontology annotation, cellular component: nucleus. Lineage: Eukaryota; Viridiplantae; Streptophyta; Magnoliopsida; Poales; Bromeliaceae. The transcript is spliced from 2 exons. Bases 395 to 1027 code for a protein of 210 amino acids. Gene Ontology annotation, biological process: mRNA transcription; response to light stimulus. The record is from RefSeq and is a predicted model, not a curated record.
UCUCUCUCUCUCUCUCUAUCUCUCUCUCUCUCUCAUCCCUAGUCAAAAACUUUCCCCUCUGCCCAUUUAGGACAGCAAACCCUAAUAACAGUCACAGUGUGUUUACUUCCCUCUCUCUCUCUCUCUCUCUCUCUCUCUAAAAUCAUUAUAGCUCCUCUUCCUUUUCCGGAGUAAGCAAAGCACACCCAUCAUCUUCUGAACUUCCUAUGAAUGUAGAAGCAUCGUGUGAUCAUCCCCCUCCUCCUCCUCCCCCUCACUCCCACCCCCACACAUCAUACAUCUCCAUCACAUCUCCUUCUUAAUCCAACUUCCAAGGAAGCUCCCCCAAGGAAAAUACGCAAACACGCAAAAAGCCCCCCACACUACACACACACAUAUAUAUAUAUACAUAGAAAUGGACAUAGAUUCGCCGCACUCGGACAGCGACAACCCCCCGACGGCCGGUGCCGCCGCCGCCGCUGUGGGCGGUGUUGGCGGUGCGUCGUCGUCGUCGUCGUCGUCGGCGGCGGCGUCGCCGUCGCGAUACGAGUCGCAGAAGCGGAGGGACUGGAACACGUUCGUGCAGUACCUGGCGAACCACCGGCCGGCGGCGCUGACGCUGGCGCAGUGCGGGGGGGCGCACGUGCUGGAGUUCCUGCGGUACCUGGACCAGUUCGGGAAGACGAAGGUGCACGUGGGGUCGUGCCCCUUCUUCGGGCACCCGAACCCGCCGGCCCCCUGCCCCUGCCCGCUGCGCCAGGCGUGGGGCAGCCUGGACGCGCUCGUCGGCCGCCUCCGCGCCGCCUACGAGGAGAACGGCGGCGGCCGCCCCGAGAACAACCCCUUCGCCGCCCGCGCCGUCCGCCUCUACCUCCGCGAGGUCCGCCAGCACCAGGAGAAGGCCCGCGGCAUCAGCUACGAGAAGAAGAAGCGCAAGAAGCAGCCCCUCCUGCCUCCUCCCCCCAUGCAACGCACCGCCACCGACCACCAUCCCCCGCCCCCGCCGCCCCCCGCCUCAGCGGCAGCCUCUUCUUCUUCUUCUCCUUGAACAAGAAGACCAAUCAAUAAUCGCUCGCUCGAUCGGUCGCUAGCUCUUGCAUGUUUGAUCAUCACAUUUGGUAUGCCCGGCCCCAUCGAUCAUAUCUAUUACUGUUGCUAUAUUGCUAUUGCUAUUGCUAUUGCUAUUGCUAUAUAUAUAUGCUGUUUUUAUAAAUAGUGUGUGCUUAA